UAUAUGGUGUGCCGAAACAGUCACUUAUCUCGUUCAUAGCUCCCGGGGCUCUAAUAAUGGUCGCCUAUUUCGCCACAACUGUUAUGACAUGUCAUCUGUUGAUUAAAGAGAGAAGCGAUGGUUUAGUGGAGAGAAGUCUUGUGGCGGGAGUCACACCAUUUGAAUUCAUAUUAUCGCACAUUAUAUUACAGACCCUAUUGUUGGCCAUUCAGGUCGGCCUCAAACUGAUGGUCGCGUUCCUUGUCUUCUCGAUACCCAACAGCGGAUCCAUUGUUUCGGCGGUUACUCUGACUUUUCUUCAGGGACUCUGCGGUCUAAUGUUUGGUCUAAUGAUAUCCGCCGUCUGUCACGACGAGAUAUAUGCAAACACUUUAGGAAUCGGUGCCUUCUUUCCCAGUGUUAUGAUUGGAGGAAUAUUCUGGCCGUUGGAGAGUAUGCCGACUGCCCUCCGAUACAUCAGUCAAACGCUGCCCUCAACUCUAGCCAUCGAGACUUUGCGCUGUAUUUUAUUGAGAGGUUGGGGUCUCGACAGGAGUCAACCUUUACCAAAAUUUAAUGUCGAUAUCAACGAGACAUCGGUAUCGGGUCUGUCUUCGGGCGGUUUCUUUGCCGUCCAAAUGCAGAUCGCCUUCUCGUCCAUCAUUAGAGGCGCCGGUAUUAUAGCGGGCGGUCCUUACGAUUGCGGCGGAGAGACAGGUCUGGCGUUUUGCAUGUAUAUGAGCUCACCGUUGGUCUCACUCGCCAUCGAGAGGACCAAUCUAUGGAGCGGUCACUCCAUUGACGACAAAUCAAAUCUCUCGCAUCAGAAAGUGUUUAUGAUUUCUGGCACUAAAGACAUGACAGUCUCGACGUCUGUCAUGAAUCAGUUGUACAAAUACUAUGCGACCGAAAGUCAAUACAUUCCGGCGAAUAAUAUCGAGUAUAAAAAGGAU
This is a messenger RNA of Medioppia subpectinata, 932 nucleotides long. NCBI's taxonomy places the organism in Eukaryota, Metazoa, Arthropoda, Arachnida, Sarcoptiformes, Oppiidae. The record is from the annotation of a GenBank genome assembly.